AUGGCUUACACUUAUCUUUGGACAUCAGCCGAGUCAUCAAUGCGUAAGGCAAGGCGUGAACAUGUUCCAGUACUACACGAAACUCUAAAUUCUUUGAAAGAGAUUUUAGAAGAACAAGAAAACUUGAUUCAUUGCAAUGAUCAUCGAUUUUUUCAGGAGUUUAUAGUAGAUGACAAUGGGAAAGCUCAUGUUAUGUUUGCCUGUCCAGAGGUCAUCAAUGAUGUAGUUUUAAAUGAAGGUACAAAAUUGCACGCUGAUGCAACUUUCAAAGUCGUACCAUCUAUGCCCAAAUGCCGGCAGUUGUUUAUGAUGCAUAAUAUAUUAUUCAAAAUCACUCUGUUCCAAUAUGUUAUGUUGUAA
This is a messenger RNA of Macrosiphum euphorbiae (potato aphid), 360 nucleotides long. NCBI's taxonomy places the organism in Eukaryota, Metazoa, Arthropoda, Insecta, Hemiptera, Aphididae. The record is from the annotation of a GenBank genome assembly.